CUUUUCCUUCUCUUCUUUUCUUUUUCUUUUUUUCCCUCUUGUCCUCUCUUCCUCUUUUCUUCCCGUUUCUUGUAUCGAGUUUCUGACGCAUUCUUUAUCUAUCCUAUGGCCUCAUAAUCGCCAUUGUCUUCCUUUUCCUUCGAAUCCCUUCAUUUUUGGCUUAGAAUCCGGGGACUCUUUAAUAUCCUUUCAUUCCCCCUCUCUUUGCACGACCUACGUUCGUCACCGGUGUUUGACUUAAUUUUUCAUGUAACACGCCGCUUAACAGCUCCUCCCUUUAAUUACCACCGACAUCGCCGGAUUUCCUUCCCCCCUUUGAUCCCUCGGGAAUCUGCAUACAUACAUAUUAUUCAACUGGGUCGACAACUAAUGUUAUGAAAUGAGACUAUCCAUCCGUGUUGGUACGGCCGCACUCCUGAUCCUCGCCAUCUUCCUGAUCAAGCGCCAUCUCGACACCGUUCAGGAUGAUUCGCGCGUGCCGCUAUCGUCCUUCUGGCGCUUCGGAGGUAGUUCCGCGGGUUCCGACAGCGGCAAUCAGGGUGUCCCGGGAGACAAAGCAGUUAUGGAAUCGGAUGUGAUCUCCCCUCAGAAUUACGAGACCACCCCGAUCAUCGUCCCCAACGACCGAGCGCUUGUGAUGGCCAAGAUGUCUUGGGAGGAUACGUCAUGGGUCGCUAAUGAUUUAAAUGAAUGGCGGAAUGUGAUCUACACGGUUGAUGAUUUGAGCGCUACGCGGCAUACCCCGAUCAAUAAGGGACGCGAAAGCCUGGCGUACCUCCAGUACAUCAUCGAACAUUACCACGACCUCCCGUCGCUCAUCGUGUUCAUCCACAGCCACAAAGACGGCUGGCCGGCUUCUUGGCACACCGAUAACAUGGAGUACAGCAACGUCGUGGCAAUCCGCAACCUUCAAGCCGACUUUAUUCAGCAAAGUGGCUACGCCAAUCUCCGAUGCCAGGAAACACCUGGCUGCCCUGAAGAGCUCAGACCCUUACGGAACCCUCCGCGCCCCGGACAAACGACUGAGGCGGUCUACGCGCAGGCCUGGAAAGAGCUGUUCAACAACACCGAAGUUCCCGAAGUCAUUGGUGCACCGUGCUGCUCGCAAUUCGCGGUAUCACGCGACCAGGUCUUGAAGCGUUCUUUCGAAGAAUAUAUGCAGUAUUAUAAUUGGGUUUUGACCAAUGACUUGCCGGACGAUGUCACCUCGCGAGUGAUGGAGUAUUCGUGGCAUAUCAUUUUCGGGAAGGAUCCGGUGUACUGCCCCGAUUCACUGCAGUGUUAUGCGGAUGUCUAUGGAAAUCCGUACUUCUGGUAGUUUUUGUAUAUAAAAUACCCCUUUCUGGUUUCGUUGUUUGUAGCUCGUCACGAUAUAUGCCGCAAAUUUUGUCUUUAUCUGGAUGUCGACUGUAUAUGCUGAAAGCUUCUUGUUAAAAAUUAUUCACAUGGAGGCGUGUGCUGCAUCUUUUCGGCUGGAAUUUAUACUAACACGAUUGCAUGCUAAGCAUUUUUUGGAUGGAACUAGCAGCUUGGCGCUGGAUUUACGCAUAAAGUUGCUACUAGUAGUUCCCAAUUGAUCAGCGUCCUGCUUGAUAUGAAAUUGAUAUGUAUGAUUGCGUGA
Messenger RNA from Aspergillus caelatus, 1621 nucleotides. Its product is annotated as DUF3431 domain-containing protein. The coding region runs from base 380 to 1318 and encodes 312 amino acids. Lineage: Eukaryota; Fungi; Ascomycota; Eurotiomycetes; Eurotiales; Aspergillaceae. The record is from RefSeq and is a predicted model, not a curated record. The transcript is spliced from 3 exons.